This is a messenger RNA of Amphiprion ocellaris (clown anemonefish), 3173 nucleotides long. RefSeq names its product WD repeat and FYVE domain containing 1 (gene wdfy1). Gene Ontology annotation, molecular function: protein binding; metal ion binding. The transcript is spliced from 12 exons. Bases 66 to 1298 code for a protein of 410 amino acids. The record is from RefSeq and is a predicted model, not a curated record. NCBI's taxonomy places the organism in Eukaryota, Metazoa, Chordata, Actinopteri, Pomacentridae.
CCUCCUUUACUGGCGAGUGAGGAGGAAAAUCAGCUGAAGGAAAAUACUGCUGGCUACUUCAAACCAUGGCUGCGGAGAUUCAUUCAAGGCCCCAGACGGCCAGACCGGUCCUUCUCAACAAGAUCGAGGGCCACUCAGACGCCGUCAACGCAGCCGUUUUAAUACCCAAAGAGGAUGGAGUUAUCACCGUUAGCGAGGACAGAACCAUCCGGGUGUGGCUGAAGAGAGACAGCGGUCAAUACUGGCCCAGCAUCUACCACACAGUCUCCUCUCCAUGCUCUUGCAUGUCAUACCACCACGACAGCAGACGCAUCUUCAUAGGCCAGGACAAUGGAGCUGUUGUGGAGUUUCUCAUCUCUGAAGAUUUCAACAAGAUGAACCACGUCAAAACAUAUCCAGCACACCAGAACCGUGUGUCAGAUAUGGUGUUCUCCCUGGAGAGUGAGUGGGUGGUGAGUACUGGCCAUGACAAGAGUGUGAGCUGGAUGUGCACCCAGAGUGGCAGCAUGCUGGGGAGGCAUUACUUCACUGCCUGGGCCUCCUGCCUACAAUACGAUCACGAGACGCAGCAUGCCUUUGUUGGCGAUUACUCAGGACAGAUCACCCUGCUGAAACUGGAGAAGCAGACGUACUCCACCAUCACUACACUGAAGGGUCACGAAGGUAGUAUAGGAACCUUGUGGUGGGACCCUGUCCAGAGGCUGCUCUUCUCAGGGGCCUCCGACCACAGUGUCAUCAUGUGGGACAUCGGGGGCCGCAAAGGACGAACGCUACUGUUGCAGGGACAUCAUGAGCGUGUUCAGUCCCUGCGUUACCUCCAGCUGACGAGGCAAUUGGUUUCGUGCUCAGCCGAUGGAGGCAUCGCAGUAUGGAACAUGGACACACAGAGAGAAGAGGCGCCUCAAUGGUUAGACAGUGACUCUUGUCAGAAGUGUGAGCAACCUUUCUUCUGGAAUAUCAAGCAGAUGUGGGAUACUAAGACUCUGGGGCUCAGACAGCACCACUGCAGGAAGUGUGGCAAAGCUGUGUGUGGAAAAUGUAGCUCUAAACGCUCUACGUUCCCAAUCAUGGGCUUCGAGUUCCCCGUGCGGGUGUGUGACGCCUGCUUCGACACCAUCAAAGAAGAAGAUCGAACACCGUUGGCCACUUUCCAUGAGGGGAAACACAACAUCGCCCACAUGGACAUGGACCCAUCCAGAGGCCUCAUGGUCACUUGUGGAAGCGACCGCAUUGUUAAGAUCUGGGAUAUGACACAGGUGGUUGGCUGUAGCUUAGCAACAGGCUUCUCCCCGCGCUGAUUGGCCCGGUGCCCCCUCUCGCCCCAUGCUCCGCCCACUCUUCCAAUGUCAUGGAAACCCCUCUGUACAGUACAUCUCCCCACCACGCCUGGGAUCUUCAGCUGCAACCAGGCCCGCUCUUGGUGAAUGUGCGAGUGUGUGUGUGUGCGUGCGUGCGUGCGUGUGCGUGCAUGUGCGUGUGCGUGCAUGUGCGUGUGUCAGUAGUACAACCCUCCACAUUCCUUUUGCUUCUCAUGACAAAAUUCUCUUUGAUUUCACUAAUUGUCAGUCUUACAUUGAAGCGUGUUUGACUGAUGUUGACUUUUUGCUCUGAUCUGAAACAGAACCCUAAGCACAAUGGUGUGUGUGUGUGUACAUGUGUGCAUGUAUUGUAAUGGUUUCUCCUAUAGGAGGAAUGGUAUUGAUGUUAGUGUUUACAUUCAAUAUAUCUAAUGCUUCUUUUGACAGUAGUCAUUUUUUUAUUGCCCUUGCACUGUAAAGUUAGCCUUCACUAUAUUGCUGACCUGCCAUUCCUGUAAAAACAAACUCUUUUCUUGCUCAUUAGUGUGGCCCACUAACUGCAUAUUACUCCAUCACUGUAAAACCCCCCUAUCAUGUGUACAUACCCCUGCAUCAUUUGUAUAGUAGAUGCUUGAAAUGACUCACUGAUCAAAGUGAUCUUGUUCCUCUCUCUCUUUCUGAUUUCUUUUUCUCUUUCACUAGUUGGCCUUAAAUCACUCUCAGGAGGUUUUACAUCAGUAGGGUAUCACUAGGUGGGGCUCCGAUGAUGUCAGUCGUACCCAUUAGUAAUGUGUAGUUACUGAAGCGUGGGGAGAGAAUCAGUAAAACGGCCUCCUUGAUGGACCAAGGAAUUCUCUUGAUACACCCACAGUCGCUGCAAUAGAUAUUGGACACAGUUGUCAGAUGUUUGCGUGACAGCGGCGACCCCGCUUCCACCUCAUGAUCACAGGUGAGGCAUGGGAAAUUGAAAUGUGUUAUCAUGGUAACAAGCGCUGAGAGGGGCAACAUCCUGUGGCAGCCAUUCAGGGGUGUACCUAGAGGAAAUGCCAUUAUUGGGACUUGUGAUCAUUUUGGUGUUGUGGAUUGGAUUUUACGCUGGUGGAAGCAAGUUUUAAAAAAAAACAAAAAAACGGCACAGCACCACCACUUCUUAGAAUCGUAUCACUGUCUUUAGAAAAUUCUGAUAAAUAUUACAAGUGUUUGCAGUGCAGAAUUGGAUUUCGUGCCCCUUGAAAGGCCCUUAGGUAAUGGACCGGUACUCUGAACUAAAUGUAGCAGUAAAUGUUGACGUGUUCAAUCGUCUCCAGCUAAAUCUGAGGUCAGAUCAGGGCUGCCUGUGUUCCUUCAAAAGCCUUAAAGAGAGAAGGACGCACUCACAGAGCCUUCUUAGUGGUUUGUCAGCGCUUACGACUGUUCACUCAUGUUCAUUCACACUCAAGCACUCAUCUCAUAAAAAAGCUCUGGAUGUCUCGUUUUCCUUUCAUCCUGUUUAUUUUUUUUCACUUUCUGUCCUCAGUCGUCCUACCUACCCCCCCACCCACACACCCCCACACACCCCCACACACACACAUCUGUGCAUCAAGGAUGUCUCAUAACGCUCUCAGCACUGCACUGAAUUGCACAACUUGUGAUCUCUGUCUUUUGAAUCGAAUGAAACAUUUUUUGUACGUUCAGACAUGAGAGAGAUAAUAGCUGGAUUCGAUGUAGCGUCCUUGUAAAUAGCAGCUAAUAUCUAACAUUAGACUAACGCUUGCCUUAUUGUAAGUGGGAAAAAUGAGCAUUAUAAUGUUUCUGAUUUCAAAAUGUAGUCACAUUCCAGUUUUUUGAUCAUGUAGUGUAUAUUUAUAUUUGUAGUAAAGUAUUUAUCACUGUAAA